GAAGGCUUCCACGAAUCCGGAAUCUCGUUGUCUGUAUGCAGUAAUUUGGCCGGGGGUGGUCGAGGGCAGCCUGAGUUGAGAGAAGUUAGAUAGACAUGAACGCACAAUUAAAACAAUAAAUCAAUUUAAUGUCGAGUCUUUCAGCCAGUAAAAAGCCUAGCAAAGGAACUUUGAGUCGGUUUGACUGUUUCUUCGUGAGCUAAUGGAUUUAUGAAAACGACGAAAGGAUCUUCUAUCGCUUCUAAAAUCUCUUGAAGUGGGGAAUAUUGCGCACACCUAAUCACAUUUUAUAGUAGCCGAUGUAGUCAUAUCCUACAUUUUUUUUUCUUUCUACGUUUUUACCUUGUACAUUUGGAGGUCUGGGAUUGGGGCAGACCUCUCCAUGGAGGAAGCUUUCUUUUGAUGCUUUGCGCAUUGUUUUCUUUUCUUUUUGGCAAGUUGGGUAAACGUGGGAAAAGUAUAAUAUAUUGUAAAAGUUUCCUCGUUUAUUACCACAUAUUUACGGGUUAAAAUAAACUACGUUGGCUAUUCAAGCUUUAAAAAAAAAAUUCAACAUCAAAUCUCGGAGUCCAACAUUUUUCUACGCUGGCAGUUUCGUCGCCCCUCGAGGUUUUUGUCAAAAAGUUUGGCACAGUGAAUGGCUCAGUGCUGAUGCCCCAGAGGUCCGGAUGGAGUUCCAGUCACAGAGUAGUCAACAGCUGUAGCACACCCCACAGGAUGUUGGCGGUACAGAGUAUGCUGGUGGUUCUGGCCUUUCUUGCCCAGAUUUUACUCUCCCAGGCCCGACCUGCCAUCCCAGAUGAAGUCGUCCCUGCACCACCUGUGAAAAUCCAAGCGGAGCUUUACACCCUGUACCCUGGAGACCGACUGGAGCUGAAAUGUAACACUGAGUCAGUCAACUGGACCAAGGACGACGCAUUGGUGGUGGAUGGGGAGCACACACGUUUACGAGACGGCCAACUGGAGAUCGAGGGGGUGGAGCCGGCUGACUCGGGCCUGUACACCUGCGUCGCCUUUGGCAACCACAGCUCCUACUUCUCUGUCAAUGUUACAGUUGAUAUCCUGGCAUCCUCUGAAGAUGAAGAAGAGGAGGAUGAGUCUUCCUCAGAGGAGGCAAAGCUGUCUAGCAGUCAAAAGCUUUUGCCGAUGGCCCCUCAGUGGGCUCAGCCAGAGAAGAUGGAAAAAAAGUUGCAUGCUGUCCCAGCCAGUAAGACGGUCAAGUUCCGCUGCCAGGCCAGUGGGAACCCUACCCCAACACUCAAGUGGUUCAAGAACGGCAAGGAGUUCAAGAGGGAUCAGCGCAUCGGGGGCUUCAAGGUUCGAGAACACAUGUGGACCAUCAUCAUGGAGUCUGUAGUGCCAUCCGACAAGGGAAACUACACCUGUGUAGUAGAAAACCAACAUGGAAGCAUUAACCACACUUACCAGCUGGAUGUUGUCGAGCGUUCCCCCCACAGACCCAUCCUGCAAGCCGGACUGCCAGCCAAUAACACUGCGGUGGUGGGCAGUGAUGUGGAGUUUGAGUGUAAGGUGUUCAGCGACCCCCAGCCUCACAUCCAGUGGCUGAAGCACAUCGAGGUCAAUGGAAGCCGCGUGGGCCCUGAUGGCUUACCCUACGUCCGUGUCCUCAAGACUGCUGGCCUUAACACCACGGACAAGGAGAUGGAAAUCCUCCAACUGAGGAAUGUGUCUUUUGAUGACGCUGGGGAGUAUACCUGCUUGGCGGGCAAUUCUAUCGGGUUAUCUCAUCACUCUGCAUGGUUGUCCGUUGUUAAAGCAGUCCCCCCUUCUCCACCACCCAACCAAACCUACCUGGAAGUGCUGAUCUACUGUGUGGGCUUCUUCCUCAUUGCUGUCAUGGUGGCCGUGGCCAUCAUCUUAAAGAUGCGCAGCUCGUCCAAGAAGAGUGACUUCAGCAGUCAGCUGGCUGUCCACAAGCUGGCUAAAAGCAUCCCACUGCGCAGACAGGUAACAGAAAGUAGAUAGGGGGUGUCAGUGGACUCUAGCUCCUCCCUCCACUCCGGGGUGAUGUUGGUGCGGCCCUCCCGCCUCUCAUCCAGUGGCUCUCCUAUGCUGUCUGGGGUGUCUGAAUACGAGUUGCCCCAGGACCCACGCUGGGAGCUACCCAGAGACCGACUGGUGCUGGGGAAACCCUUGGGAGAAGGCUGCUUUGGCCAGGUGGUGAUGGGAGAGGCUGUAGGGAUGGACAAAGAGAAGCCAAACAGGAUCACCAAAGUGGCCGUGAAGAUGCUCAAAUCUGAUGCUACAGAGAAAGACCUGUCAGAUCUGAUCUCUGAGAUGGAGAUGAUGAAGAUCAUUGGGAAGCACAAGAACAUCAUUAACCUGCUGGGAGCCUGUACCCAGGAUGGUCCUCUCUAUGUUAUUGUGGAGUAUGCCUCUAAGGGAAACCUCCGGGAGUACCUGAGAGCUCGGCGUCCACCAGGCAUGGAGUACUGCUACAACCCUGACCAGGUGCCCAUAGAGAACAUGUCUAUCAAAGACCUGGUGUCCUGUGCCUACCAGGUGGCUCGCGGCAUGGAGUACCUGUCCUCUAAGAAGUGUAUCCACAGAGACCUGGCAGCCCGCAACGUGCUGGUGACGGAGGACAAUGUGAUGAAGAUCGCAGACUUUGGCCUGGCCAGAGAUAUCCACCAUAUUGAUUACUAUAAGAAGACCACCAAUGGUCGUUUACCAGUCAAGUGGAUGGCCCCAGAAGCUCUAUUUGACCGGAUAUACACGCACCAAAGUGAUGUAUGGUCUUUCGGGGUGCUGCUCUGGGAGAUCUUCACCCUGGGGGGCUCGCCGUACCCGGGGGUUCCUGUGGAGGAAUUGUUCAAGCUGCUGAAGGAGGGCCACCGCAUGGACAAGCCCUCCACCUGCACCCAUGAACUAUACAUGAUGAUGAGGGACUGCUGGCAUGCUGUUCCCUCUCACCGGCCCACGUUCAAACAGCUGGUGGAAGACCUGGACCGCACCCUGGCCAUGACGUCCAACCAGGAGUACUUGGAGCUGUCUGUGCCUCUGGACCAGUAUUCCCCCAGCUACCCUGACACACGCAGCUCCACCUGCUCCUCGGGCGAGGACUCGGUCUUCUCCAACGAUGCUGGAGCUGAGGAGCCCUGCCUGCCAAAGUUCCCUCCCCACUCCAACGGGGUGGCCAUCAAGAAGCGCUGAUACCUCACUCCCCUCAAAUACCCUAUCAUUCCUUUUCCUGUGUUCUCCUCUGUACCACUGGCCUGGUAUGGAUAUUUCCCACCUUCCCAGAGACUAGGUAACACACCAGUGGAGAUUGUGACAGCGGCUUACUUCGGAAAUGUUUAAACCGACCAGUAGGGCAUCAAGAACUCAAGGCAGUUCGCUGGCUCGUGGUUGAGGUGGAAAUGUUUUCAGGGCACUUUGUAUUGUUGGGAUUUUCUUUCUGUUUGUGUCAAACAGUGCAGGAGAAAGAAACACUCACUAAUUUCUCUACUCUGAGCAUUCCACGGAACAAGGGAAGCAGACAGGACUGAAUUGAAAGGAUUAUGAAUUGGAUGGAUCGGAGUUAGAAUUAUGUCUGUUGUAUUUGUUCAUCAAUAAUAAAUGAAAGCAUUUUGCUUUUAAGACCAAUUCCAGAGAAUAUAUUACCAAGGGACAUUCAUACAUUGUAUACACUAUAUAUACAAAAGUAUGUGGGCAUGCUUUCAAAUUAGUGGAUUCGGCCAUUUCAUCCACAUCUGUUGCUGCCCGGUGUAUAAAAUCGAGCACACAGCCAUGCAAUCUCUGUAGACAAACAUCAGCAGUAGAAUGGCCUUACUGAAGAGCUCAGUGACUUUCAACGUGGCACCGUCAUAGGAUGCCACCUUUCCAACAAGUCAGUUUAUCAUAUUUCUGACCUGCUAGAGUGGACCGGUCAACUGCAAGUGCUGUUAUUGUGAAGUGGAAACGUCUAGGAGCAACAAACAGCUCGGUUGCGAAGUGGUAGGCCA
Molecule: messenger RNA, 3965 nt
Organism: Salvelinus namaycush (lake trout)
Lineage: Eukaryota; Metazoa; Chordata; Actinopteri; Salmoniformes; Salmonidae
Product: fibroblast growth factor receptor 1-A-like
Exons: 18
Biological process (GO): protein phosphorylation; positive regulation of cell population proliferation; positive regulation of kinase activity
Cellular component (GO): signaling receptor complex; membrane
Molecular function (GO): fibroblast growth factor binding; fibroblast growth factor receptor activity; ATP binding
Source: RefSeq, a predicted model, not a curated record